CUCUUCUCUCACCCUCUCCCUGAAUUUAUCGUUCCAGCUUCUUCUCUCACAUAUCUACCACUCUUUUCUCCCAUCAACACAUAUAUACCUUCAACUUCUUGGUCAACGGAUGAAAUGGAUUCUAACAUGUUGGUCUCCAUGGUCAACGAGAGUCCUCUGUUCAGUGAGUUUUGCUGUGAUUCUCAAUGCCUAGGGUUAUGUGUGGAAGACAGAGAUGAACAAAUUAAAGAAGGUGUAGGGUCCUGCGAUGAAGCAAAGGGGCUGAACGGUGAAUGUCAUCUCCUCCUGCGAUGAAGGGCUUCAACGACGAUGUUUGCUCAACGACAAUGAAGGGGUUCAGCGAUGAUGCUUGCUCAACGACGAUGAAGGGCUUCAGCGAAGAUGGCAAGGGUUCACCUUUCUCUCACCAGGGGGUUGUCGAUGGUCCGAGUACCAAGUGUCCAUGGGCGUAUGAAAACAAACACCAGAAUCCGAGCAACGAAUUGAUUAUAAUCCCUGGCUCGGAUCCAAAAAUGAGAAAUCGAUCGGUAGCAACAUGGAUGUGAACUCUCUUUUUGCCUUGAAGAAACAGAAGGGCAAGGCCAAGAAAACGAAGGAGCCGACUGCUCAGAAGCCGGUCGAUGCCUUCUACAGGAAGGAUGGGGAGGAGCCCUCCCAGGCUGUUGCUGGUGAUGGAGCCGGGGGCUCUCAGGCCGAUGCGGCCAUCAAAAAGAAAAGGGCCGGGAAGGAGACCACGCCCCCGGCCAAGAAGCAAAAAGUUGUCGAUCCCGGCAAGCAAACGGCCUCUGACAUCGUGGUUGUCGAGGAUGAGGAGCAUGCCUCCGGCCCCAUCCCCCAGGAGCACCCCAAUUAGGACUUCUUCGGCCGGGAGAAGUUGGAAGCAAUUUUACCGAAGGGAGCCUCCAUCCUGGAUGGCAGCCUCAGCCCUUCGGCGUUGAUGUGCCAGGCGAUGCCCUCGGCCGACCGGCUGACCUUUGCCAGGAUGAGUGAUGAGGGCCUCAACUCGAGGAUUCGUCAGAAUAGUGCCUCCGCCUUCAUGGGACUUUGUGAGCAGCUCCGGAGGGUGGAUCAGCUUAGGGAGGCCAAGCUUGCUGGCGACGGGGAGAUAGCCGCUCUCAUAAGAAAGUUGACUGAAGCUGAAGAUGCCCUCUGGCUGACAAACGAGAGCGUCGAGCAGAGAGUCCAGGCUGCCAGGGCUGAGGGCAAGGAUGAGGGACUGGCAGAGGUCGGGGAGGCAGCUACUGAAGCCGCCAGGAAAGCUACUGAUGAGGCCAAGGCAGCCAAAGAGGAGGCCGCUACUAAGGCCCGAGAAGAUUCUGUAGCCGCUUUUACUGCCGAGGGGUGGAAGACCGAAGGGCAUAAAGAGUGGCUGGCCUCGGUGGUGGAGGCUUCGGUGGAUGCUUUGGUUGGAGGCCCCGACAAGAUGUGGUUGGCUGUGAAGGGUGACUCCUAUUACCAGGGCGGAGAGUUCUUCACCCAACGCCUCAUCUACCGGAAGCUGGAUCAACAUUUCAACAUUCUGCCGGAGGAGUUCCAGCCCGAAGCUUAUGGCCUCCCCCGGCAACCAGACGUCAGGAUUCCCCUCCCCCAGGCGAAGAGAGGCCUGUGCUAGAGGAUUCAGAGACAAUGAGGGAAUGCGGCCUCAGGGAUGAAGAUGAGGCUGAAGGUGGCGCCACCUCGAAGGUUGUGGAGGAAGAUGUAGCCAAUUGCACUUAGAUAAUUUUCGAACAAUCUUUUGUAAUAACAAUUUAGAGCUUUCGGCUUCGGCCCGUUGCGUAACAAACACUUAACAUUUUCCUCGUUUUGUCUAAUGCAUGCCUGCCUUCGGGUUUU
Messenger RNA from Cuscuta europaea, 1833 nucleotides. The record is from the annotation of a GenBank genome assembly. Lineage: Eukaryota; Viridiplantae; Streptophyta; Magnoliopsida; Solanales; Convolvulaceae.